CGGAGCGUGGCAAGAGAGUCGAGUCGAGAGGGGGCGGCUGGGCUGCCAGCUGCCAUCGCGACGCACGGACGUACCCAACGCGUGCGCACACACCUAGCCUGCUCCCGUGCCGCCGCCGCCGCCACGCCGAUCGCCAGGGCAUGCUCGGUGACGCCCGCCUGCCGCGUUGCAGCGCCUUGGCCGGGCGCCUGCCUUGCGCGCGCGAGUUUGCCGCGACGGCGCUCUCACCGCCCGCUCAAGGCCGCUGCGGCCGGCUGCCCAUCUCAAGGGUCCAGCGCCGCGCUCGUGGUGCGCACACACGUGCAACGCCGCAUCUCACCGUCGCUCGGUGCACGAGAGGAAGAGAGAUGCGCCGGCGGCGCUCCGUGAUGGCAGAAGGCAGAUCUCAGGCACAGGCAGGGCAGGGCAAGCCCAGAGAGGGGCCGGCGGCGGCGGCGCUGCCACGGCGAGCGCGAGAGCAAGCUUCUGCCCCCUUGGGGCGCCCCAGACCCGCCGUUCUGAAGGAAGCCGAGCUGCCAUCGGGCGCUGACAGACCUCGCAGAGCGCUCGUGGUUGCAGCAGGGACCAGCGCAGGUCUGCUCUGCGGAUUGUAGGGCCUACUUUGCGCCGUUUUGAGCUAUGAGGGAGGCUUGCUGGCUUGUCCACUUGCGACGGCAUCGAGCUGCGCAGACCGAUGCCAGACGGCUGAGACGAGCAAUUCACUGGAACCGCCAUGACGCU
Tilletiopsis washingtonensis is the source of this 720-nucleotide messenger RNA. RefSeq lists its product as hypothetical. The transcript has a single exon. The record is from RefSeq and is a predicted model, not a curated record. The coding region runs from base 141 to 593 and encodes 150 amino acids. Lineage: Eukaryota; Fungi; Basidiomycota; Exobasidiomycetes; Entylomatales.